Soboliphyme baturini is the source of this 711-nucleotide messenger RNA. The record is from the annotation of a GenBank genome assembly. Lineage: Eukaryota; Metazoa; Nematoda; Enoplea; Dioctophymatida; Soboliphymatidae.
AUGUCCGACUGCAACCACCUACAACAGGCAGCGCAGGUGUUGCCAGGAACGCUGGCGCUUCAACGAAGUCCUCAGAUUUUCGACUUGUGUCUGUCCACCAAUUACCGAACCGAAUGGGUGUUUUUUCGACUUUAUUCCGUUUUAAGGAAUGUCACUCGUUUUUGGCUAAGUGCCUCGUUCACAGUCAAAUUGACGGGGAUGUGGCAAGUCGAGCAGGCCGGAAAUAAGACCGGACCGAGAGCGCGGACGAAAACGUUCUAUCCUGAGGCGAGGAGGAUAAGAUCAGAUCGAGACCAUGCGACCACGACGAGGACGACAGUGGUGUAUACCAUUGCUGUGUGCCGCUCGGUGCUAUGCGAUGUAGGGCGGACGACUCGCACAGACGAUGUUCAUCCGUUCGCCGUGGACCAGAACCUGUUCGUUCGGCUCGGCUCAUUUACCCGACCCGCUCCAUGGCAGCCGCCGUCGUCGUCGUCGGCGUUGAAUGGUACACAACAACUUGUCAUGAUGGCACGUGUCGCGGCGACUUUCUGUGUUGUCGGUCUGAUGUUUCAUUCAAAACCUUUCGUGGCCGGCAGGAAACCAAAUUAUGAUAAGGAUAUUGCGCUCUCGCUCAUUAAAGAAUGUCCGAUGACAAACUGCUACGGCGUAAACUGCAGCAUGGUGAAAGAAUUCAACGACUGUGAUACGUGCGCCUGUCCCAUCGGUUAG